Messenger RNA from Rattus norvegicus (Norway rat), 2571 nucleotides. It is a transcript of the gene Cd244, whose product is annotated as CD244 molecule. The record is from RefSeq and is a predicted model, not a curated record. Gene Ontology annotation, cellular component: membrane. Lineage: Eukaryota; Metazoa; Chordata; Mammalia; Rodentia; Muridae.
UGGCAGCCACCUGUCUCGUCAAGGUUUGGUCAGGCUAGAAAUAGAUCUAAGGAUGGAAAGAGGGGAUAGGCUUGGAGGAACCACAAGUAUUUGUUGCUAAGGAGCAAAAAAGAGGAAGAAAGCAAGAGGCCUGGCCUCUGGAUAUGGCCUUGAAGUAAAGUGUUCUGGGGGAGCAGGGGUGCUGGGUACCACUGACUCUAUCCCUCCUUGGAGUUCAAAGGGAUCUUUGCUGCCUGCUGUCCUACAGGAUGAAUCCAGCUGUGGAAGCUAGGGAGUAACACAAAUGGUUUCACAUCCUUUGGUGGAGGGCGGUGAAAGGAGGAACAGUGUUUGCAUCCGCUGAACAUUUGAAAUCAUAGACUUCCUGGGCUGAUUAGAAUAUUUCUGAGCAAAUCUCAAUUUUAUGUCUCUUCCUUAAUCGCCCCAUACCACUCUUCCCUUUCAACAUUAGCUCCCACUUCCUCAGGGUCCUUCUUCUCAGCCCACCCUACCCCCAAGUUCUUUCAAAUUUCUGUUUCCACGGUGCGUGUUGGUAAGGGGCCGUCUUGAAUAAUCGCCAGUGGUUUUUCUCCACACUGCUGGUGCCACUGAGGAUUCAGCACCAGGCUGAGGAGGACCAAGGGCUGAGAUUUUGCAGCUGGUUUUGUGAGUCACUAUGCACUCUGAGAGAGCACCCACCCACUGGAGGCAGCUUAGCUUGUGGGAACCCAACUGGAGGGACUGAGGCUUUCUCAGUGGCCUUGUCAGUGUGCACAGCAGAAGUGAACAGCCUUGAGUUGAGGAAAUUGUGGCUGGACAGGCAGGGAGGUAGUUCUGCUGUGUCCUGCUGGCUGUUAGCUGCAGAGUCUAGACAUCAGAGCACCUGGAGGAGACAGGGGCCCCUUAGCCUGCUCUGUUCUGUGGGGAUGUUGCAGCAAACUGUCCUGUUGUCACUCUUCCUGCUCCUCAGAGCUCAUCAGGGCCAAGGUUGUGCAGGUUCUUCUGAAGAAGUGCUUGGUGUCUCAGGAAAGCCUGUCCGGCUGCGGCCUUCCAACAUACAAACAAAACAUGUUUCUAUUGAAUGGAAGAAGAAGACAGGACAUCAACAAACUUCCCACAUCGUGACUUGGAACACUUUGGAUCCCGAAAGCCCAGUUGUGUGUUGUAGUGAUAUCUAUGGUUUUGAGUCUGAGAAUUUUGCUCUUAGUAUCAAGUCAGCUAAGCUAAAUGACAGUGGUCACUACCUGCUGGAGAUCACCGACCAAGGAGGAAUAGUGUGCACUAAAAACUUCCAGAUUCUUAUAUUUGAUCCUGUUGAGACACCUCACCUGACUGUCCAGGGGUCGCUCUGGGCUAACGGGACUUGUCAACUGUCUUUGUCCUGCUUUGUGCCCAAGGAUGACAAUGUGAGCUAUGCUUUGUACAGAGGGAGCAUGCUGAUCUCGAAUCAAAGGAAUGGCACCCACUGGGAGAACUGGACUGAUGCCAGCAGCCUGCACACAUAUACCUGCAAUGUUAGCAACAAGGCCAGCUGGGCAAACCACACCCUGACCUCCCCGCAGAGCUGUCAGAGUGUCCCUUCGAAAUUCAAUUAUCUGCCCUUUGUGGUAUCCAUCGGUAUCCUCGUUACCUUUCUUCUUGGGGCCAUCGCUUGCUUCUGUGUGUGGAAUAGGAAGAGAAAGCAGUCACAGUCCAUCGCUAAGGAAUCUUUGACCAUAUAUGAAUACGUCAAGAACGCACAAGUCAGCAGGGACCAACAAGGACAUUUUAGGGCCUCUGGAUCUUCCUCAGAUGUUCGGGGAGAUGAGAGGGAACAAAGAGAAUCGGACAGACGUCUUUUCCAGAUGGCAGAGCAGAAAUCCCCUGAAGAUGGAGGCGCCAUGUACUCUAAGGUCCAGUGUAAGCCUUCUGCUUCCACAUCACAAGAAAAAUGUACAAUAUAUUCAGUAGUUGAACCUUCCAGGAAGUCUGGAUCCAAGAAGAGGAACCAGAACCCUUCCUUAAAUUGCACCGUGUAUGAAGAGAUUGGAAAGCAAUGGGUCAAACCUCAGAACCCUGCCAGGCUGAGCCGCAGAGAGCUGGAGAACUUCGAAGCUUAUUUCUAGCUGUUGGAAGUGGUCUCAUCCUGUGUUACACAUCAGCAUUGACUUUGGAAGGGAGAGCAUCAAAUGAUGAUGAAUCUGUCUGUGUCUGUGGACCAGCUUCUAGGCUGGAGAGGAUGCCGUUAAUUCGUGGUUUUAUUUUAUUAUUUUUCUUUUUAGAUAGGAUCUGACAUAGCUCAGCAUGACCUGAAUUUGCUAAGUAGCCAAGGACGACCUUAAACUUUUGAUCCUUCUGCCUAUGCUUCCCAAGUUUUGGAAUCACAGGCAUGUACCACUGUAGAUGGCUUGGAAACAAUUUCUAAUAGCCACUGUAUGAUCAAGUUUGUUAAAAAAAAGUCCCCCAAACUUAUAGAUCAGAUAGGAAUGGGUAGAGAGGUUGUAUUGGCCACAUUCUGAGCCGUUAUAACCUAUGAUUUAUGUUUUAUUUUAUUUUAUUAUCAAUUGUAUAAUUUAAAAUUAUACACCACUGUAUAAAUGUGAAGUAGAUUUC